AUGAAUUUGAUGUGUGUGUUAAGUGAGGAAAUAUUUUCGGAGGCACCAUCUGUCGAAAAGGUGGAGGGCGACGCGAGGGCGCUGAAGCGGGGGGAUGCGCGUGCGGCGGCAGGCGCGCUCCGCCCGCUCCCCCGCCGCCCGUGCCCCCUGUGCCCCCCCGCGCCCCUCCCACCAUCAACCCCGCAUCCUUUGCGCGCCCUGGAUGACAUGCCGCCAGUACUUAGGUCUAAUCCAAUAUAUACGGAGGAAGAGGAGCAAGAGGUAGUGAUAAUUGUGGAUUCGCUAGAGGCGCCCGAGGUCCCCGAUGCUCCUCGUGUUCCACGUCGCGCCCCUUCCACUUCUUCAGGCUACGGCAGCGGCGGUGGCAGCCAUGGCCGCGUAUCGCCAACAUUACCAAAGAUCGAAACCUACGAGCCGGAGCCGACACGACGGCUAUCCGACUGCGAAAAGAAUGAAGGAUCUCAUACCACGUCCGACUCUGACGGGAGUCCGAGUUGCACACUGUCUAGGAGCUUGAAGGAUGAUAUUAGAUCAUGUUUGGGAGGGUGCAGUGAAUACCGGUGUUCCCCCGGUGUCAGUAAAUGGGAGCGGGAGGUGGAGGCGGUGGUGGCGGCGGCGGCGCGGGGUGCGGGCGGCGCGGGGGAGGCACGCGCGCGCCUGCAGGCGGCGCUGCGGGCGCUGCACGAGCCCGCGCUUCGCUACUGUGGGCCCGGCGUGCGUCCCGGUGACGUCACCAUGCUUCCCAAGAACAACCUCUCCUUACUGAGUAAACGUUAA
Parnassius apollo (apollo) is the source of this 777-nucleotide messenger RNA. The record is from the annotation of a GenBank genome assembly. NCBI's taxonomy places the organism in Eukaryota, Metazoa, Arthropoda, Insecta, Lepidoptera, Papilionidae.